UGGACCCUGGAAGGAAAGUAAGGUUAGGCGCGAACAUGGCGGCGCGUGCGGCGGCUGAAAUAGCUGCGAAAGGGAGACAAGUUCUACGAUUUUCUUUGGGGCAAUGCAUGCCCUGUGGAAAACCAGAUGCGGUUAAAAUACGCAUCCGACAAUCGGAACUGGAUCAGAAUCUUUUGAUGUAUUUUGAUAAGGACGAGUUCGUUUAUGCUCAUGAUCCGUUAAGACUGUGUAAAACCGGAGAUACAGUGCUGAUACAAUCUCUGCCGCAGAAAUUGACACGUUUGAUCACUCAUAAGGUAGUAGAGGUUGUUUACCCAUUGGGUGACGUUACAGACCCUAUUACUAAUAAGAAAGUAGUUCGCCAAUUUGAUAGAGACAGCAUAAAAAAAUAUAGAGACCUGCAUGGAGAAAACCCCACUGCUUUUGAUUAUGAAAAAGCACCUCCACGAGGCCAUCUAGAGGAUAAGAGGGACUUCACGCAUCAGGAAUCCUACGUUAAGUAUCAUGAAGAUCCUAAUGAUCCGCAACCUUAUGCAAUUUAAGACAUCCUUUAAAAGAAUUGUAGAAAUUCAUUAAAAUUGAGUAAAUUAAAAAUUGGUUUCUAUAUAAAGAUCCAGUAUUCAGUAUUUCCACAUAAAUGUAAGCCAUUUAAUUGAAAAAUUUGGUGUAUUUAUACAAAUUGUAUCCACAGCGGAGAAGUGAUUUCUCUUCUCGGAAAUAUUUCAUUUCAAUGUAGCAUUUUACUCUGCAUUUAAUCGAAAUUGUAUAAAUAUAUUGUUCAAGUUGA
Molecule: messenger RNA, 787 nt
Organism: Orussus abietinus
Lineage: Eukaryota; Metazoa; Arthropoda; Insecta; Hymenoptera; Orussidae
Gene: mRpS17
Product: 28S ribosomal protein S17, mitochondrial
Exons: 4
Coding region: 36-542 (168 amino acids)
Biological process (GO): mitochondrial translation
Cellular component (GO): mitochondrial small ribosomal subunit
Molecular function (GO): structural constituent of ribosome
Source: RefSeq, a predicted model, not a curated record